AUGGCAACACCGAUUUUGUUUGGUGCACCACGAAUCACUUUGUCUGUGCUUGUUCUUGUAAUUGGAGAUUUUCACAUUCCCUUUAGGAAGCACAGUCUUCCGAGUAAAUUCAAGAAAUUACUCAUACCAGGGAGAAUUCAGCACAUUCUCUGUACGGGCAACCUGUGUACUAAAGAAACUUACGAUUAUUUAAAAACCCUGGCAACCGACUUGAACGUUGUCAAAGGCGAGUUUGAUGAUAGUAAUUACCCUGACAAGAAGGUAGUCACAAUCGGCCAGUUUAACAUUGGCCUCUGCCAUGGCCACCAAAUCGUUCCGUGGGGAGAUGAAGAAAGUUUAGCCCUCAUUCAGCGAGAGCUGGAAGUCGACAUUCUCAUCACCGGGCACACUCACAAGUUUAAUGCUUUCGAAAAAGACGGCAAAUUCUUCAUAAACCCCGGUUCAGCCACCGGCGCCUACUCUGCUUUAGAAAGCGCGGUGAUACCAUCCUUUGUGCUGAUGGACAUUCAGUCGACCACUGUGGUGAACUACGUGUACCAGUUGAUUGGCAACGAAGUGAAAGUUGAACGGACCGAGUUCAAGAAGACAAACUGA
Molecule: messenger RNA, 594 nt
Organism: Rhagoletis zephyria (snowberry fruit fly)
Lineage: Eukaryota; Metazoa; Arthropoda; Insecta; Diptera; Tephritidae
Source: RefSeq, a predicted model, not a curated record